GAGAGAGAGAGGGGGAGAGAGAGAGAGAGAGAGAGAGUUAGUUAGUGUUGCCUGAGGACUGCCAACAUUACGGCAGUUUGGCGAACGUUUUUACCUGCCGCUUUUCCGCGUAUGGCCUCCGCUAACACGCGAGCAAGUGCUCCGUUUCAUCUGUGCGAAACCGGGGCGUCAGUUAGCUUAGCUUGCUAGCAUUUUAGCUAAAGUAGCCGCUCGUUUUAUUCGCUCCCAACAGCAAAAGUUCCUCGCUGUUGACCGAAAUAUGCUUAUAUGGCUCACAGGAGGGAAGUGUUUCAAUCAAAGGUACUGCAGAAGCUUUACCCGAAGGUUUCCAAACAGGAGAAAGAACCCAGCACUCCAAACACUGUUGAGACCUUAGCCAAAAAGCCCUAUGUGAAAAGCAAAGCAUUCCAGAGUGAUGGAGUGAAAGCACAGAAUGCACUUCCUGCUGGCAGACGAGUCUACACUGUUCUACCUCCUCCUGCAGAUUACAAGACAGGUGCAGAGGGAUCGGUCACAGUCCCUCAGCCAGAAAGCAUAAAUAUUGCUGAGGAUCCAGCUGAAGAGAGUGGCCAUGAGAACAGUGGAGAAUCCACAGAAGUAGAUGAAAAGAGGAGAAGAAGGAAAAGAAAGAAGAGGAAGCCAACUUCUAAUGAACGUCCAGUCCAAGAUGUAGCUCCUCAAGUGAGUGGGUCCAGUACAGCUCCCGCCAGCACCAGUCAAAACCACAACCCAGCGGGCGAGGGUGGAGAGGGCCUUACCAGGAACAAAAGGAGGAAGUUGAAGAAGAAACGGCACAAAGAGAAACUACUCUCCUUGGGCUUGGUGCCUCGGGCUGCUGCCUUGGAGUUCACCUACCAGAGAGAAGGAGGUAAAGGGGAAGAGGAGAUGGAGGAGAAGAGGGCUGCUGAGGUGUCAGAGUUCCUCAGGACCACCAUGGAAAUCUAUUUGUCAGAUUGCUCAGUGCAUGCAGACAAGCCUCCUGUCCUGUCCUUGGCAAUAGAGGGUCUCCUGAGCAGCAUAGCCUGUGGAAACGGGCCCCCUUCUGUUCUAAGGGAGCUCCACAGUCUAAAGUCCCUUGUGGUGCAGAAAGACCCAGACAGACUGGCCAAGGCUCUGGAGGAGCUCCAUAACACUGCCUCCAUGUCUCCAGAUGAAACCACAUCAGUCGCUUCACUGUUCCAGUACUGGAUCACAGAUAUUCUCCCUAUGCAGAGAGACGUGGCAACUGGACCAUUUACGUAACGGGGCUGUCUGCCACACUAAAACAGGGACACUACUGAAGACAGAAUUAUUUCAAUCACGGAUCAUUUAUGUCACAAACAUCUUAUAUUAAUUUUUAUACAGUAACAUGUACUUUACAAGGCUUUCUGUGAUGUACGAAGCACAGCUUGU
Lampris incognitus (smalleye Pacific opah) is the source of this 1392-nucleotide messenger RNA. RefSeq names its product glutamate-rich protein 1. The record is from RefSeq and is a predicted model, not a curated record. The coding region runs from base 268 to 1242 and encodes 324 amino acids. Lineage: Eukaryota; Metazoa; Chordata; Actinopteri; Lampriformes; Lampridae. The transcript is spliced from 6 exons.